AUGAAUAUCUACUUCAUUGUCUUUAUCUGUUAUACUCCAACGUUAUUCGCAGCACGCACUUUUCAUAUCAAUAAUCAAUGUAAUCAAAAAAUAUGGCUUGGUAUACAAGGUCAACCUUUGAUUUACUCUGGUGGAAUUGAAGUUGAAGCUAGGUCAACAAAAGAUAUCAGCGUACCAGACGGAUGGGUUGCCGGACGUAUUUGGCCAAGAACAAAUUGUCGAGACGUCAAUGGCAAAUUUACAUGUAGUACAGGCGACUGCGGUGCACCAGCAAAUGGAUUUCGUAUGACAUGCAAUGGAAUAGGUGGCCAGCCACCAGCAACACUUGCCGAAUUCACUCUAAAUGGAUGGGGUGGUUCAGAUUAUUAUGAUGUAUCGAAUGUCGAUGGUAAUUCGAUGAGCAUGACCAUUCGACCCAUUCCUGGUCAGUACACUUCAGUUAAUAAUCCGUCAUUGGGAAAAUACAAUUGUGGCGGGGCGACGUGUAUAUUUGAUCCAAAUAAAUGCCCUCCAGAAUUGCAAAUGGACGAUGGAACAGGUCGUAAAGUAUGUGCUAGUAUCUGUGCUGCAAUUUACAAUACCGAACAACGAGCACGAUUUGUUCAUCUUCAAAAUAUUUACAAUAAUCCAGAUACUCGUUCGCUCGUUUGUUGUUCAUGUGAAGGAAAUCAUUGUGUAUCACCAUAUGACAAUGUAACACCGGGUGGUAAAUGUUAUGUGGAACAAUGGCCACGAUCGACACAAAAUACACGUUAUGAUCAAGUUUUUAAAUCUCAAUGUCCCGAUGCCUAUUCGUGGGCAUUCGACGAUCUUGCUAGCACAUAUCAAUGUUCAAAAGCAAAUUAUGAAAUUAUUCUUUGUCCUAGUGAUAGUUCAGGUGGAUCAGGAGGUGGUGGUUCAACCAUCCAAUGGAACGGAAAUAAUUGGGCUCUGUCAUGUGAUUUCCGUGGAAACGAUCUCUCUAACGUCAAAAGUUCAGGACAACUUUGUAGUGAAAACUGUGCAAAAACUCAAGGAUGCACUCAUUAUACAUGGACUCAAUACAAUGGUGGUACUUGUUGGAUGAAAUCGGGUGCAGUUUCCAAAAGCGAUGCCAUUUCAACCAGUGAUUCAUCUAUGGUCUGUGGUGUAUUGAGCGACAGUCAACAAGGAGGUGGUUCAACCAUCCAAUGGAACGGAAAUAAUUGGGCUAUGUCAUGUGAUUUCCAUGGAAACGAUCUCUCUAACGUCCUAGUUACACCAGAACGUUGUGGUGGAAUGUGUGCUCAAACUCAAGGAUGCACUCACUUUACAUGGACUCAAUACAGAGGCGGUACUUGUUGGAUGAAAUCGGGUGCAGCUUCCAAAAGCGAUGCCUUUUCAACCAGUGAUCCAACGAUGGUCUGUGGUGUGAUUUAA
This is a messenger RNA of Rotaria sp. Silwood1, 1398 nucleotides long. Lineage: Eukaryota; Metazoa; Rotifera; Eurotatoria; Philodinida; Philodinidae. The record is from the annotation of a GenBank genome assembly.